CAACCCAAAAGGGGUGCAGGCUUGAAGAAGAAAAAAAAAAAAACAGUGGAGGCCGAAAUCAUAUCGGUUGAUUGGCUUCUCCACAACAGAUCCACUGCUGGGCUUCUGUAAACUUAAGUCUGGACCCGACCUGCCACUUGUGACCCGUUUGUGUGUGAGUUAUACGUGGCACAUUAGUGAGCAUGUCUUCCUCAUAGAGCUAAAGUAAGCUUACCUGCCACAGAAGAGAGAGAGAGACAGAGAAGCAGGCGAGGCUAUUUCAGUCUGGCCAUGGCCCACUUCGCCAGCAUCCAGUAUGAGCCAGUGGCAGAAAUCGGUGGAGGUGCUUAUGGAACUGUUUAUAAAGCCCGGGACACAGAGAGCGGGCAGUUUGUGGCUCUGAAGAGCGUGCGUGUCAGAACGGACCAAAAUGGCCUCCCAGUGUCCACAGUCAGAGAGGUGGCUCUGUUGAAACGGCUCGAGCAGUUUGACCACCCCAACGUGGUCAGGCUUAUGGAUGUUUGCGCCACCCCGAGGUCAGACCAGGAGACCAAAGUUACUCUAGUGUUUGAGCAUGUGGACCAAGACCUUAAGACAUAUCUAGAGAAAGCGCCAGCUCCAGGAUUAGCUCCAGACCGCAUCAAAGAUUUGAUGAGGCAGUUGCUGUGUGGUCUUGCAUUCCUUCACUCUAACCGCGUGAUGCACAGAGACCUGAAACCAGAGAAUAUUCUGGUAACCAGCCAAGGCCAGGUGAAGCUGGCCGACUUUGGACUCGCCAGGAUCUACAGCUGCCACAUGGCCCUCACUCCUGUGGUUGUGACACUGUGGUACCGUCCUCCUGAAGUCCUGCUGCAGUCCAGUUAUGCCACACCCGUGGAUAUCUGGAGCACCGGCUGUAUCUUUGCUGAGAUGUUCAAAAGGAAACCUUUGUUCUGUGGAGAGUCAGAAAUGGACCAGCUUGGGAAAAUUUUUGAGGUUAUCGGCUUGCCACCAGAGGAGGAGUGGCCGACUGAUGUUACACUAUCAAGGAAAAACUUCCCCCCUGUCAUGGCUCGCCCAAUCACGGACUUUGUCCCAGAGAUAAAUGAGCAGGGGGCGCAACUGUUGCUGAAAAUGCUGACCUUUGACCCCUUGAAACGAAUAUCAGCCUUGAAUGCACUAGAACAUGAAUAUUUCCGGGACGAGACGACGUCGACUCAGACCAAUAGCUGAAAUCGGCCAGGGAAGCGUGCAGCGAGAGGUAACAGUGUCGAGGUUUAGGAGUAUCAGCGUCAUUCACGGCUCUGCCUUUCAAGAUGUCUGCUUUGAAAUCUUAUUGUGUUAUUCCCACAUCACAAAGAGGGUUAAAGGCUGAGAAAGAGAGGAGUGAAGUGAGGAUUGCUGCGGUGGUUUUCAGAGUGUAAAUGUCACGAGAAAUGAUGUUAAUAUGUCACAUCUUAAAGGACAGUACCAGUGUUUUUCAUGGAUCAGGAUCAUCAGCAGGCACUCACAUACAGAAAAGUCUGUCAUCUCUUCCGAAAUGUUCCUCCUGUGACUUUUCUGGACUGACAGAAGUGACACCUCAGAAGAUUAGAAAAGACAUUUGUUAGUGAUUUUCACUGUGGCUGUAUUAAUAUUUAUAACACAAUAGGAACAAUGACAUUGUAAGACUGUGACAGGCAUAGAGCUGUAUGUAAAUGAUUUAAUCUAGCUAUAUUUAAAUCAUGAUGAAAAGGAAGAAGUAGCAGAGAACAAACGCACAAGAAAGGCACACGUUGCAAAAAAAUACUGGUAUUGCCCUCGAAUUAGCUCAACAAACAAAAGCAUUUUUCUAUGUGUUGAAGGACUGAAGGGGCGCAUUUCAUUUCAUUUUUAACAUCUGUCUUUUGUUGCUAAAAACCAUUUGAAAUCAAUCAUCACUGCAGAUAAAAAUAAAUAAGCAUUUCAAUCACA
Molecule: messenger RNA, 1911 nt
Organism: Archocentrus centrarchus (flier cichlid)
Lineage: Eukaryota; Metazoa; Chordata; Actinopteri; Cichliformes; Cichlidae
Gene: cdk4
Product: cyclin dependent kinase 4
Exons: 8
Coding region: 271-1191 (306 amino acids)
Biological process (GO): regulation of gene expression; protein phosphorylation; signal transduction
Cellular component (GO): cytoplasm; cyclin-dependent protein kinase holoenzyme complex; nucleus
Molecular function (GO): ATP binding; cyclin binding; cyclin-dependent protein serine/threonine kinase activity
Source: RefSeq, a predicted model, not a curated record